Molecule: messenger RNA, 607 nt
Organism: Prorocentrum cordatum
Lineage: Eukaryota; Dinophyceae; Prorocentrales; Prorocentraceae
Source: the annotation of a GenBank genome assembly
GUCAGCGUCUCCGGGGCGGACCCCUCGCGACCCGGGGCGGCGGCUGGCAGGGCGGGCAGAAGCUCCCGCCCUGCCUCCGGCAGCGGCCGGCAGCGCCGCCGAGGCGCCUGCCGCCGCCGCCGCCACUGCUCCGGCCCGACGGGCUCGUGUUUGCACGGCGAGGCCACGGGGCCGAGCGAUCGGCGAUCGGCUUCUCUCGGGGCGAUCGGCUCCUCGGCGGUGUUUUUUUGGGAUGGCUCGCGGCCUGCUGAGACCCAGCUUGCCGAGGCCGGGAUGUUGGAGAGGCCUUGCGGCCGGUGCGAAGACGAAGACGCACGACGACGGCGACACGUCCUUCACACGCUGACAGGUUCGGUGGAUUUUGUCGAAUUUUCUAUCCAGUCGCUUUCCGCCCAUGUCAUUUUCAGUUCCAUUAUGUUCGGCCAUACAGGGCAUUGACGAAAUGCCGUCGCCUGCUCAGGGUCGGCCGACAUUUACGUGCCGAUUUCUCGGGGCCACAGCAUGUCAGUAUCCAUCGAAGCUCGGAGACGCAUACUUGACAGCUGAAAGUGGGGUGCGCGCGUGCCAAAAAAACGCUUCUACACUCCUCCACGACGGCUCAGGACGG